GGGCGCUGGGUCCUCCCCUAUUCUCAGUCGCUUCUCUUGCUGCUUCUCGACCCCUUUCAGAGGACUCAGGCUUUUGAGCAACAGGACAGGGACUGCAGUCUGGGCAGGAGGACCGGGAUGGUUUCUGGGUGGGGGCGGACCGGCAAUAACAGGAAAAGUUAGGUCGGCUGCGACCGGGGUGAGGGACGCCCAGCUUCCAGAAGAGUGACCAGGCCUGGUACUGCCCAUCUAACUUCCUGCCAUCCAUUCUGCCUGUCUUCCCCCAGCUGCCUUGCAGAACCCUUGCCAGCUUUGAGGGCUGUAGGUGCUGGGCCUCCAGACAUCAUGAGCGUGGGCUUCAUUGGGGCUGGCCAGCUGGCCUUUGCCCUGGCCAAGGGCUUCACAGCAGCAGGUGUCCUGGCUGCUCACAAGAUAAUGGCCAGUUCCCCAGACAUGGAUCUGACCACCGUUUCUGCUCUCAGGAAGAUAGGGGUGAACCUGACGCUGCACAACAAGGAGACCGUGCAGCACAGUGACGUGCUCUUCCUUGCUGUGAAGCCACACAUCAUCCCCUUCAUACUGGAUGAGAUUGGUGCUGAUAUUGAGGACAGGCACAUAGUGGUGUCCUGUGCAGCUGGUGUCACCAUCAACUCCAUUGAGAAGAAGCUGACAGCAUAUCGGCCAGCCCCCAAGGUCAUCCGUUGCAUGACCAACACCCCAGUUGUGGUGCGAGAGGGGGUCACCGUAUAUGCCACAGGAAGUCAUGCCCAGGUGGAGGACAGCAAGCUGGUGGAGCAGCUCCUUGGCAGUGUGGGCUUCUGCACAGAGGUGGAGGAGGAUCUGAUUGAUGCAGUCACAGGGCUCAGCGGCAGUGGCCCUGCCUAUGCAUUUACAGCCUUGGAUGCUCUGGCUGAUGGUGGUGUGAAGAUGGGGCUUCCACGACGCCUGGCAGUCCGUCUCGGGGCCCAGGCCCUCUUGGGAGCUGCCAAGAUGCUACUGGAUUCAGAACAGCACCCGGGCCAGCUCAAGGACAACGUCUGCUCUCCCGGUGGGGCUACUAUCCAUGCCUUGCAUGUGCUGGAGAGUGGGGGCUUCCGCUCCCUUCUCAUCAACGCUGUGGAGGCCUCCUGCAUCCGCACACGGGAGCUGCAGACCAUGGCUGACCAGGAGACAGUCUCACCUGCUGCCAUCAAGAAGACUGUUCUGGACAAGGUGAAGCUGGGAUCCUCUGCAGGGCCCUCUCUGUCUUCUGGCCACACCAAGCCACUGCCCUGUAGCCUGGCCCCGGCAGGCAAGGACUGAUGCAUGCUGCUCACCACCUUCUGCUCUCCACUUGGUUUUUUUGAGACAGGGUCUCACUAUGUAGUCCAGGCUGGCCUCAAAUUUGAGAUCCUCCUGUCUCAGCCUGUCAAC
This is a messenger RNA of Castor canadensis (American beaver), 1392 nucleotides long. RefSeq names its product pyrroline-5-carboxylate reductase 1 (gene Pycr1). NCBI's taxonomy places the organism in Eukaryota, Metazoa, Chordata, Mammalia, Rodentia, Castoridae. The record is from RefSeq and is a predicted model, not a curated record. Gene Ontology annotation, molecular function: pyrroline-5-carboxylate reductase activity. Gene Ontology annotation, biological process: L-proline biosynthetic process.